Molecule: messenger RNA, 1002 nt
Organism: Cadophora gregata
Lineage: Eukaryota; Fungi; Ascomycota; Leotiomycetes; Helotiales; Ploettnerulaceae
Exons: 3
Coding region: 1-1002 (333 amino acids)
Biological process (GO): glucan catabolic process
Molecular function (GO): hydrolase activity, hydrolyzing O-glycosyl compounds
Source: RefSeq, a predicted model, not a curated record
AUGCAUCUAGGGAACCUGCUGCUGGUUGCCAGCACAGCAGUGCUAGCUGUUGCUGCUCCUUCAGACAAACAAAAGCGAGCAAAGAACUUUCAAUUCUUUGGUGUCAAUGAGUCGGGUGCUGAGUUUGGCAGCGGGAAUCUCCCAGGAACCCUGAACAAGGAUUACAUAUGGCCUCCAACAUCUACCAUUGAUACCUUGGUUGGCAAAGGGAUGACUGCUUUCCGUAUUCCGUUCUCGAUGGAGCGUCUCAUCCCCUCACAAAUGACUGGCAGUGUCAAUCAAGCCUACGCUCAGGGACUUACAUCCUACGUGAACUAUAUCACAAACACGAAAGGCGCAUACGCCAUCGUUGAUCCUCACAACUUCGGACGCUACUACGGGAACGUGAUAAGUGACUUUUCGGCCUUUAAAGCUUGGUGGACUACAACAGCCAAGCUGUUCGCCUCUAAUAGCAAAGUCAUCUUUGAUUGUAACAACGAGCCACACGACAUGGGUUCAGUCAGCACCAAGAAUCUUAUGCAAGCCUGCAUCGACGGUGUCAGAGCCGCUGGCGCGACCAGCCAAUACAUCUUCGUCGAGGGUACGAGCUAUAGUGGAGCUUGGACAUGGACCACGUCAGGAAAUACCGACCUCGUGUCACUCUCUGACCCCCAGAAUAAGAUAAUCUAUGAGAUGCAUCAGUAUCUUGACAGCGAUGGAUCUGGUACCUCGACUGCUUGUGUCUCUUCUACAAUUGGCUCUGAACGCAUCAAGGCUGCUACCGCAUGGUUGAAGGCCAACAAUAAGAAGGGUAUCCUCGGAGAAUUCGCUGGUGGCAACAAUCAACAGUGCAAGUCUGCUGUUUCUGAUAUGUUGUCAUAUAUGGUUGCCAACAAGGACGUUUGGACAGGUGCUUUGUGGUGGGGCGGAGGACCAUGGUGGGGUGAUUACAUCUACAGCUUCGAGCCACCGAGUGGCGUUGGAUAUCAGAACUUCCUGUCCAUCUUGCAACAAUACGCUUGA